AUGUGCAUGUACCUCCUCCACGAUGAUGGAAUCGACGCUUUGCCAGAACAGAACAUUGAUGAUCUUGUCAUGAAUGCUGGUUCUGGUGGCUCUUCUGCUGCUACCAUGGCCGUAUCUUCCUCUGCCCCUGCAGCUGGAGGAGCCACUCAAGCAGCACCAGCAGCUGAGCAGAAGAAGAAGGAGGAGGUCAAGGAAGAGAGUAAGGGUGAUAUGGUAUUUGGCUUGUUUGACUAG
Thlaspi arvense is the source of this 234-nucleotide messenger RNA. NCBI's taxonomy places the organism in Eukaryota, Viridiplantae, Streptophyta, Magnoliopsida, Brassicales, Brassicaceae. The record is from the annotation of a GenBank genome assembly.